UUUCCAAAAUUAAAAUGAGAUGAGUUUGAUUCCAUCACCAAACAAAAUUAAACCAGUUAAUCACCUGUUACCAUUUUAAACACAAAUUAUCAUUCACCACCAAAGUUGAAUUAUCUAUCUUUCUUCUAUAUUUUAUAUAGUACCUUUGGUUUUCAAGUUUCAAUCUCUGUAGCUUAGGUUCAUUCAUUAUAGUGCUCUUCUGCAAAAGCUACCUAACCAUGUGUUCACAUUCCCGUUCAAAAUGCAGAGCACUAACCACCACCAUGUUCUUCCUUUUACCACUCAUCUCUUCUCUUUUCUUCACCCCUUCCACCGCCUGUUCUAACGGCAAUUGCCAGGUUCUGGAAGCUUGUUCUGCGGCUACGGAUUGUGGGUCGGGGCUUUUUUGCGGUAAUUGUCCUGCUUUGGGAUUGAACCAACCCAUAUGUACCAGAGGGCAGCCUGUACUUCCCACAUCCACUGUGAAUGGAUUGCCCUUCAACAAGUACUCAUGGAUAGUGACUCACAAUGCUUUCAGCAUUGUUGAUUCGCCUCCUUUGCCGAGUGUUCAGAGACUAACAUUUUACAAUCAAGAAGAUAGUGUAACUAAUCAGUUGAGGAAUGGAGUGCGGGGACUAAUGUUGGAUAUGUACGACUUUCAAAAUGAUAUCUGGCUCUGUCAUUCGUUUCGAGGGCAAUGCUUCAACUUCACUGCCUUUCAACCUGCAAUCAAUACUUUGAAAGAAGUGGAAGCAUUCUUGACCCAAAAUCCAACUGAGCUUGUUACCAUCAUAAUUGAAGACUAUGUGCAUACUCCAAAGGGGUUGACUAAUCUGUUCACAAGUGCUGGAUUGGAUAAGUAUUGGUUUCCUGUGUCCAAGAUGCCAAAAAAAGGAGAUGACUGGCCUACUGUAACCGAGAUGGUUCAAGCGAAUCAUCGGCUUAUUGUUUUCACUUCUGAUGCUUCGAAGGAAGCUCAAGAAGGAAUAGCUUAUCAAUGGAAGCACAUUGUUGAAAAUGAGUGUAAGCGCAAUACCAUUUAUACGCAUAUAUAUAAUAUAACCCCUUUAUACAUUAAUGACAGUUACAUGAUUCACUUGUUUUCAGCUGGAGACCCCGGAGUUCAAAAGGGUUCUUGCCCACAUAGGAAAGAAUCAAAGGCAUUAAACUCUAAAGGUGCAUCGCUUUUCUUGAUGAAUUACUUUCCGACAUAUCCGGUUCAAGCUGACUCGUGCAAAGAGCAUUCCGCUCCACUUGCUGAGAUGGUGAACACAUGUUAUAAAGCUGCAGGGAAUGUGGUUCCUAACUUCAUAGCUGUUAACUUCUACAUGAGGAGUGACGGCGGUGGUGUUUUUGAUAUUGUGGAUAAAAUGAAUGGCCACUCAUUAUGUGGAUGUAGUACAGUUGCUGCUUGCCAGGCAGGUGCAACCUAUGGGUCUUGCAAGAAUAUUUCUGUACCAAGUACAAGUCCAGCGAGCAGCACUCGCGGCAGUGGAAGCUUUACUGGAUCCGUUCAGUUCUCUAAAUCUGCUUCACCCGUUCGUUAUCCAAAUUCAUUGCUUGUUUUCUUGUUUUACUUCCUGCUUAUUUCAGUCUUGUUUAAACUCUGAUCACUAAACAUUAUCAUAUACCUUAUGGAAGCUAGUCUGUCAAGAAAAGCUUCUAAUGUCUUUGCUUGUACACUAAUAUAUUACUUCAAGCCGAGAAAUUCAUGAAACUGUUGCUAGGUUAGGAAAUUAUAUGAGUUUUUGUUUAUGCUUAGGCUAUAUUCAAGAAUAUUUGAUGUAAAUUGUAAUCGAGAGAGAUCAAGAGUUUAUCCGGAGCUAUAAGAAGUUCAGGUAUGUUA
Messenger RNA from Lathyrus oleraceus (garden pea), 1825 nucleotides. RefSeq names its product PI-PLC X domain-containing protein At5g67130. The record is from RefSeq and is a predicted model, not a curated record. The coding region runs from base 219 to 1589 and encodes 456 amino acids. Lineage: Eukaryota; Viridiplantae; Streptophyta; Magnoliopsida; Fabales; Fabaceae. Gene Ontology annotation, molecular function: phosphoric diester hydrolase activity. The transcript is spliced from 7 exons. Gene Ontology annotation, biological process: lipid metabolic process.